This is a messenger RNA of Aedes albopictus (Asian tiger mosquito), 1262 nucleotides long. RefSeq lists its product as uncharacterized. The transcript is spliced from 2 exons. The record is from RefSeq and is a predicted model, not a curated record. Bases 154 to 885 code for a protein of 243 amino acids. Lineage: Eukaryota; Metazoa; Arthropoda; Insecta; Diptera; Culicidae.
CGAGUAUAUAAACCGUUCGCGACGAACGCCAAUUCAAUUCUGAAAAUUUUUCUCGUUGCACGCUUCGUGCGCGCCAAAUCCUCUCAUCGACCGCGCGCCCUUGGCGCGUCGGGCGCGUUGAAUCCAUCUCCCUCUCUCGUCGGUUGUGACUCGAUGCGUUGCAAAAUCCAUCGCAGCAAUCGGGUAGUAAAUCACGUUGAAAAAAUUCUUCGAGCUGUCAGGAUGCAGCCCGAACAUCCACCCCCCGGCGGUGAAUCAAGCUGUAGAAUUACCCAGGAUUGGAAGCGGGGCCAGCUUGUGAAUUGGCCGCCGAAGUAUUCCGGAUCGAGUCCGGAGAUCGACAACCCGGGUGAAGCCAUCCGCUCCAGGAAAAACCUUAUCGACGACUCCAAUCUUCCAGACUUGUGGCGGUUGAACAACUCGUGCAAUUCCUUCUUGGCCCCUACGAAAUUGGUCCCGUUGUCAGAACACAGCUCUUCCGGGACGCCACGACGGGACACGAAUCUGUGCAGCGCAGCGAUGAAUGCUUCAGACGUCAAGUUCUCAACUGCCUCGAGGUGGAUCCCCUUGGUCACCAUGCAGAAGAAAACGCAAACAUACCCUUUUACCGGAGCAGCCUUCCUACCAGUUUGCUUAAUGAAGAAAGGGCCGGCAAAGUCCAAUCCCACCCUUUGGAACGCGGGAGCUCGAUCACAACGGCUUGAGGGAAGAUCUCCCAUGCGCUGGUCAGCUGUAGUGGGAUUCACCUUGAAGCAGCGAACGCAGCUGCGAGUAACUUUGCGCACCGCAGAGCGACCGUGCAAAAUCCAAACUUGUCUGCGCAAAGUUGCCAAUAAUGCGGAAGGUCCAAUAUGCAAAUUUUCGCGGUGGACACAUCGGAUGUAACUUUCAACCACGGCGUUCCGGUGAGGCAGAAUCCAUGGAUGUUUGGUGAGAUACGGCAGAGUUGAGUGGCGCAGACGACCACCCACACGCAGGACUCCAUCGUCGAAAUAGGGGUUCAAACUCUUAAGAUUUUUAGGAGACUCACCUGACUUCAUCUUGGCAAUUUCCUGGGCAAAUUCUUGACGCUGCACUACCCGUACUAUUACCUUCAUAGCAGCUUGCAUCUCGGUUAUCGUUGGAAAUGUUGAUACCACCCGUUUCUCCUUGCUUUCUUUACAGUUCCCGCAGAAGCGCAGCACGUAAGCCACCACUCGCUGCAGCUUGCGGAAAUUCUCGAACUUCUCGAACACAGGCAGCACUUCAGGCUCCACCAUAGC